AUGUCAUAAUUAGGCCCAUUUUAAUAUACGCCAUUUACGAUAAACCAUCCAGGACAACCAGAUGAUGAUUACUCGGUUAAAGACCCAACUGUAAAGACAUUAGAUCGAUCUAAAUAGUGUUUAUCCCCCUAUAAUGUCAAUCAUGAGGUUUCCUUCUUAUUUACAUUUCUCAGAUCUCCAAUGAAAGGAUUUCCUUUAUCUAAGAUUCCAAUAGCAUUCAAUUAUUGCCAUUCAACCUAAAAACUCUAGAGACCGCUAAAGCAUUUUAAAACAAUAGGAAACUCAAAACAAAAUAUGCAGAACUUUUCCAAAGCAAUUUUAAAUUGA
Paramecium tetraurelia is the source of this 327-nucleotide messenger RNA. RefSeq lists its product as uncharacterized. NCBI's taxonomy places the organism in Eukaryota, Ciliophora, Oligohymenophorea, Peniculida, Parameciidae. The record is from RefSeq and is a predicted model, not a curated record. The transcript has a single exon.